UUGCAGUUAGGUAGCUGUCACAAGGAGCUUUUGAACGGUUGUUUACAAAGACUGAUGAUUUUUUAAAAAGUAAAAAACUGCCUCUGCCACUUUUACUGCCGGCAUCAGAUGCCUCUCUGUCACAGAUUUUGUACCCAAUUUUAUGAUGAUCCCUUUUUUUGAGUACCCAAAUAUUAGUUGGUUACCCUUUGUCUUGUACUUAACAUAAAACAGUGCCUUUUAGCUUUAAAAAUUAUUCCUUUCUUUUUAUAUUUUUACCAUUUUUUUCUAGAAUCUUGUGAUUGGUUUAUUUAUAGUGAGACAGUCUAUGAUUUUCAGUAAUUUCUUGGUUGUUUUUCAGUGGUUACAAAGACAAUGAGAGGUUUUGAUAGAGCAGUGGAAUGGCUUAGACCAUUUGUUGAUAGUAAAGGCUGGGAUUUUUGUGUUGUUUGGAAAUUGGGUGACGAUCCAUCGAGGUUUAUUGAAUGGAAAGAUUGUUGUUGUAGUGCUUGUUUUAAUGUCAAGGUGGAAAAAGAUGAGUCGCAGAAGCCAUUUUGCAGGGAUGGUCAUUCCCAACAUUCCAUAAGAUCAAAGGCUUGUGAAGCUCUUUCACAUUUUCCUUUUGCCAUUUCUCUCUAUGCUGGGAUGCAUGGAGAGGUAGCUAUGUCAAAUCAGCCAAGUUGGGUUAACCAUGGCAAUCCCUCUGGUUCACAGUCUUCAAAUGUGGAAAUGACAGGAACCCGAGUUCUGAUACCAGUUUUCAGUGGUCUUAUCGAGCUCGUCGCUUCGAAACAUGCAAGAUUCUUUGACCUGCUUAACUUACCAUUACUUCGCAAUGGAAUUGAGAUAGUCAUAUGAAACCAUUAGUCUUCUCCUACUGAUAAACAUGUAAUUUGUCCUUUUGAUUCAGAUGCC
Gossypium arboreum is the source of this 894-nucleotide messenger RNA. RefSeq names its product transcription factor bHLH90-like. The transcript has 4 exons. NCBI's taxonomy places the organism in Eukaryota, Viridiplantae, Streptophyta, Magnoliopsida, Malvales, Malvaceae. The coding region runs from base 355 to 837 and encodes 160 amino acids. The record is from RefSeq and is a predicted model, not a curated record.